Molecule: messenger RNA, 6274 nt
Organism: Egretta garzetta (little egret)
Lineage: Eukaryota; Metazoa; Chordata; Aves; Pelecaniformes; Ardeidae
Gene: CC2D2A
Product: coiled-coil and C2 domain containing 2A
Exons: 33
Coding region: 58-4509 (1483 amino acids)
Biological process (GO): non-motile cilium assembly; protein localization to ciliary transition zone
Cellular component (GO): ciliary transition zone
Source: RefSeq, a predicted model, not a curated record
CCACCUGUUCCUUCUACAUCAAGGACAGACUUUUCAGAAUUUUCUGUUAGGGAGCGAAUGAGAGAGAAACUAAAAGCAGCAAGGUCAAAAGCAGAAAUUAAUUUAUUGCAAUCCGACUCCAGUCCACGACCAAGGCAUUUGAAAAGCAUCAGAGAAAGGAAAACAAAAGUCAGAGUGGAUAAAGCGUCUGAUAAUGAUAAAUUUCCGGAGAUGCAAGAGGAUGAAUCCCACUUACAAUCAAAAAUAAAGUUCUGUGAUUCUGUAAAAAAGCUUAAUCAAAAGUCAACAUUCCAGAAUGACCUUCCUUCCGCUGAAGAAGCAUAUAAUUUCUUUACCUUCAAUUUUGAUCCUGAACCAGAGAGUGUAAAGGCUGGAGCCAGGAAAAGGAAUGAAUUAAAUGAAGAAGAGGAGGCAGAAGAAGAAUGUGUACAGACCCAUGAGGAUGAACAAGAGGAGGAUGAAACGGAUGAAGACGUAUGCCUAGUUAAAGAAGAUGAUUUAUUCAUUAUAGGACAGAGAGAUGAAGAUGUUCUAGUAAUGAAACCUCCUGAUUGUGAAAGCUACUCUGAGCAACUAAAAAAGGAAAAAGAAUUUCUCUUCAUUCCCAGCAUGCGAGCAGUGCCCACUUCUGAGAAGAUGCCUGGAAGCAUGCAGCCUAGGUACCUUGAGGACGAGGGUCUUUACACAGGAGAAAGGCCCUUUGUAUCACAGUCUAAUCAAAAUAUUGUAGAAAACAGAAUACUCAGACAGGAGCAAUCUUCUACUAGGCCUGCAAUAUUCUCAUUGGAAGAAGGCAUUGCACCAGAACUUGAAACAGUGUAUAGAAAGGCAAUAAAAAUGACAGCUGCCAAUCAGUAUCUUGUUGGACCUGGAGAUUUUCAGGGGCCAUUUCAAUUGGAUAUUGAUAUUUCUGGACUGAUAUUCACCCAUCAUCCAUGUUUUAGCCGUGAGCAUGUGUUAGCAGCUAAAUUAGCUCAAUUAUAUGAUCAGUAUUUAGCAAGAAGACAAAAGAAUCUUACCAAACUUCUCACAGACAAGGUAUUUCUGUUCCAUCAUCAUAGGUUAUUUCCUGGUUCUGUGGCACAACAGAGCAUACCUGAAUACAAAAUUGAGAUCAGGCAAACCAGAAGACUUCGUGAUGCUGAACAAGAAAAAGACAGAAUGUUGCUUAAGACCAUUAUAAAAGUUUGGAAACAAAUUAAAUCCCUCCGUGACUUUCAGAAGUUUACUAACACACCCAUGAAACUUUAUUUGAGGAAGGAAGAGGUUGAUCAGAGGUUAGAUGAAAAAGCAUACGAAGCAGAAAUUCAGGCUGAGAUAAAUGAAUUACUAGAAGAAUAUAUGGAAGAAUAUGGAAAGAAAAUGGAGGAGUAUAAAAUGGAGCUACAAGAGUGGAAAUCCUGGAAGAAGGCACAGAAGUCCAAGAAGAAAAAGAAGAAAAAAGACAUUAAUGAAGAAGAAUCAGUAGAAGAUUGUGAUCUUGGUGAGGAACGUGUAAAACCCAUCCCACCUAAAAUGGCCAAUAGCCUGGAAAUAGAGCAGCAGGUUAGAGAAAAAGCUGACAACUGCAGAAGGAAACCUGGAGAGCCUGCUCUAGUUCCUGAACUGGUCCUCUCAGGAAGCAUAACUCCAACUGAGCUGUGUCCUCGAGCAGAAGUUUUGCGACGAGAAGAUGUGAAGAAACGCUCAGCAUUUAUAAAAGUCCUUUUCAACUCCAAAGAAGUAUCAAGGACUGUUACCCGACCAAUAAGUUCAGAUUUCAGAGUUCACUUCGGACAGAUUUUCAAUUUACAAAUAUUCAAUUGGCCAGAGAGUUUAAAAUUACAGAUAUACGAAACAAUGGGUAUGAGCAGUACCACCUUGUUGGCUGAAGUGUUCAUACCUGUUCCUGAGACUACAAUUCUGACAGGCAGUGCUCCUAUGGAGGAAGUAGAGUUCAGUAGCAAUCAGCGUGUGAUGUUGGACCAUGAAGGAGUUGGGAGUGGUGUGUCCUUUUCAUUUGAAGCUGAUGGUAGCAACAAAAUGACUUUAAUGACCUCUGGGAAAGUAUCCAAUAGUGUUUCUUGGGCAGUUGGAGAAAAAGGAAUCCCCUUAAUACCUCCAGUAUCUCAGCAAAACACAGGCAUUCCAAGUGCUUUAAAAAAUAUUGAUGCUAUUGCAUCCAUUGGCACAUCGGGCUUAACUGACAUGAAGAAACUAGCUAAGUGGGCAGCGGAAGCAAAACUUGAUCCAAAUGACCCAAACAAUGCAGCACUGAUGCAGUUGAUCAUGGUUGCCACAAGUGGAGAGGCACGCGUUCCCGAUUACUUCAGAUUGGAACAGUUGCAGCAAGAAUUUAAUUUUGUUUCUGAUGAGGAAUUUAAUAGAUCAAAGAGAUUCCGACUCUUGCAGCUCAGAAAUGGAGAGGUGGCAGAGUUCCGAAACUAUAAGCCAGUCCCUUUACAUGAACGAGAAAUCAGUGAGAAAAUUUUCCAGGACUAUGAGAAGAGACUGCAAGAGAGGGAUGUAACUGACAGCAAAAAUUACCUAGAUGCACACAGAGCAGUUGUUGCCAACUAUCUACAGAAGGUUCGAGAAUCAGUAAUAAACCGUUUCCUCAUAGCAAAGCACCAUUUCCUUCUCUCUGACCUUGUCAAUGAAGAGGAAAUUCCCAGCCUGGGUAUUUUGGGAGUCAGCCUCUUUAAACUGACAGAGCCAAAACGACCAUUGAAGCCAAGAAGAAAAGAAAGGAAGAAGGUCACAGCACAGAAUUUAUCAGAUGGAGACAUAAAACUGUUAGUGAACAUCAUUAGAGCGUAUGAUAUCCCAGUGAGAAAACCAGUGAUGAGCAAACUCCAACAACCAUCCAAAUCUUCAAGGUCCUUUAAUGAGAUGUUUGCAGCCUCUCCGUCAGCUCAGAGCCCAACUGAUAGCCCAGACUGGGCAUUCAACCAGGUUUUAGUCCGUCCUUUUGUAGAAGUUUCUUUUCAGCGAACAGUCUGCCGGACAACAACAGCAGAGGGUCCAAACCCCAACUGGAAUGAGGAACUUCAGCUUCCAUUUAGAGCUCCUAAUGGUGACUACAGCACCCACAGUUUGCAGUCAGUGAAGGAUGAAGUCUUCAUUAAUGUUUUUGAUGAAGUACUUCAUGACGCUAUAGAGGAUGAUCAUGAAAGAGGAAGUGGAAUCCACACUCGUGUUGAGAGACACUGGCUGGGAUGUGUUAAGAUUCCAUUUACUACGGUAUAUUUUCAAGCAAGGAUUGAUGGUACAUUUAAGGUGGAUAUUCCUCCAGUCCUCCUUGGCUACAGCAAAGAAAAGAACCUGGGAAUCGAGAGAGGUUAUGAUUCUGUGCGAAAUCUGAGCGAGGGCUCGUAUAUAACACUGUUCAUUACCAUUGAACCACAGCUCAUUCCUGGAGAGUCAGUCAGAGAAAAGUUUGAUACCCAGGAAGAUGAGAAAUUGCUCCAGGCAGCGGAAAAGUAUGAAGCUGAGUGUACAUCAAAGUUUCCAAGCCGCCAAUGCCUAACAACUGUAAUUGACCUCAAUGGGAAAACAGUUUUUAUUACCAGAUAUAUCAAACCUCUGAAUCCACCACAGGAGCUUCUUGAUGCCGUCCCAAAUAGUUCUCAAACAGCGGCAGAAUUGGUGGCUCGUUAUGUCUCUUUGAUUCCUUUUUUGCCAGAUAGUGUGUCAUUUGCUGGUAUUUGUGAUUUAUGGAGCACAUCAGAUCAAUUUCUUUAUCUUCUGGCGGGAGAUGAGGAAGAACAUGCCGUGCUCUUGUGUAAUUAUUUUCUUAGUAUGGGGAAAAAAGCCUGGCUUAUCAUUGGAAAUGCUAUUCCUGAGGGACCAACGGCCUAUGUAUUAACUUUGGAACAAAGUCAGUAUGUAAUUUGGAAUCCCAGCACUGGAUGUUUUUAUGGGCAGUAUGAUACCUUCUGCCCCUUACAAAAUGUGCAUUGUCUGAUCAGCUCUGAUAAUGUCUGGUUUAAUAUGCAAGAAUAUGAUUCCCCAGCAAGGAUAAAAUUUGAUGUCGGCAAACCAAAACUGUGGAAGUCUUUCUUUUCAAGAAGCUUGCCAUACCCUGGUCUCAGCAGCAUUCAGCCUGAAGAAUUAAUUUAUCAGCAUUCGGACAAGGCUGCCGCGGUGGAACUACAGAGCAGGAUUGAAAAAAUAUUAAAAGAUAAGAUCAUGGAAUGGAGACCAAGGCACCUAACUCGUUGGAACAGAUACUGUACCUCCACGCUGCGUAACUUUCUGCCGCUGCUGGAACAAAACCAAGGCAAAGAUGUAGAAGACGACCAUCAGGCAGAGCUACAAAAACAGCUUGGAGAUUACAGGGUCUCUGGAUUUCCUAUGCAUAUGCCAUUUUCUGAAGUCACACCUUUAAUAGAAGCUGUACACAGCACAGGAGUUCAUACCAUUGACGUUUCCAAUGUUGAAUUUGCUCUAGCAGUGUAUGUUCAUGCUUAUCCCCAGAAUGUUCUCUCUGUAUGGGUUUAUGUUGCUUCACUUGUUCGAAAUAGGUAGUAUAGACCAGCCACGGUACCUCAAGAAAUUUGCUCACGUAGGGGUAAAUAACAUAUUUCUCACACUGCUGAUUUGAGCACUCAAGUGUUUUAAAAAUAGAGUGAGAACCUGAUCUUUAGUAGCUGCAAACACACAAGCUUUACUCACCCUGCAACCACUGAAGCCGCUUGUUGCCGCUAAGGAAGAGACCAACAGCUUAAAAUUCCAGUACUAAUAGAUGAUUUUUAGAUAUUCUAUAGCUCCCAGUGGGACAUGACACUCUUAAAAGCCUUACACAUGCCCACACCUAGUGACAUUGGGGAGCAGAACAGUAGUUUGGCUGCCUUAUUUUCAGGUGAAACUCUGUUCCUGGAAUCAUGCCUUGAAAACUAUGGUUUUUAGCUAGGCACUUUGUUAUUUUAUCUACAGCCCUUCUUCCUCUUCAGAGAGACCGUCACUCACUUACACUACAAAUAGUUACAGUUUCCCGGUGAAGACUGGGGCUAUUCACUCAGUAAUACAUUUAAUGCACCAAAGAGCAUCAGUGAAGGCCAUGCUUCAGUUUUUAAGCAGCUGCUUCUUCUGCUACUUCACACUUAGUGUCUGUAUAAUGCCAGCGCCAUUUAGAGGUGCAAGAUGACAUUUUCUUUCAAAAUUAAAGACAAAGUAUUUUAAUAAAUAUUUCUACUGAAACCAAAGUGGAAACUCAUUCAUUUUAUAUAAAAACUUGAAUAAAUUACUUUGGAGUAUGAGGUCCUUAUCUGCAAGUUACCCUAGUAACUGAUUACCAAAAGAAUAGUUCACCCCAAAUCAGAUUUGCUUAUUCAUGUGUAAGUCAAUGCUGAUAUAAGUAUGCACCCUUUUCCUGCAUGUACUUUGCUAAUUAAACUUUUCCAAGCAAAAGGGAUGGUGGGUUGAGCUAGGGAGGAUGUUCAUCAGAACAUAUCAAAGUUAAGACCGUUCCUGAGCUUAAUUCCAGACUAGACUGAGUCCAUCUAAUAAACGCUUGACACAAAACCCCUGGUUUAGAGCCUGUGGUUGCCGCCACAGGUUCCCUCUAUAAGCCUCCAGCAGAAAGGAGUAGCCACGCUGUCAUCACCUGGUGCUUUGCUGAACAACACCAAUGAUGACAUCUCCCAGGUUCAGUCCAACUCCCCUUCAGAGAAGGGUGAAGAAGAGACGUGAAGCAAGUGAACAGAACUUUCCGCAGCCGAUUCAGCCCUCCGCUGUGUCCCUACCAACCUGCGCAGACACCACCCGCUACCAGCAGGGAGGGCACAUCCCAGCGUCAGGAACAGCGUUCUGGAAAAAGGAGAGAUGCCAGAAAGCCCACCCCGUACCCUACUACUCUCCUCUUGCCUCAGCGGGCAUUGCCCAAAUGGCCACACGUCUAUUCUGACCUUUGGGUGCUGAAGGAAAGGCAGUGCAGCUUACUUGAAGCGACAGCUGCAGGAAUAACAGCAUCCCUUUACACCCCCCGCAGGCUUCUAACCGGGCACUGUGCGGUCUGCCCCGGCCCCGUUCAGCCGCUCACCGCGCAGUGCCAACGCUGCACCAACGCGACCCCCACCUGUGUUUUUCUUGCCUUCCUACUCUUCAGCAUUAGCAGGAGCAAGACGGUGUCAAAACUUGCAGUUUGUCGUCAUCUCCAGCUGCGCCUGCACGCUGACUUCCCCGACACCAAGAAUCACCGUGACUGCUGUCCUAAAUAAAUACUACUCAAAAGGUUUUAUCUGAUUGGUAAAACUGGUGAAAAAUUACUCAUUCGAUACAUUGGCAGCCUUCA